CUCCCUCGCCAUUCUCCACCGCAACUUCCAUUUCCGGCGACUUCUCCGAUCGCUCUCCGGCGAGGCUUCACCCGAAGCCAUGGCAACAGAAUGACUCUUCGCCGAUCGCCAUGUCGGUCUCCUGCUCCAACUGCUUCCCCGACUCCUUCCUCCUCUGCGGCGAGGAUUCCUCCGAAAUCUUAUCCGGCGACUCGCCGGAGUGUUCCUCCGACCUCGAUUCAUCGCCGCCGGAGGAGGAGGAGUCCAUAGCUGGAUUCAUCGAAGACGAGCGCAACUUCGUUCCCGGAUUCGACUACCUCAGCAGGUUCCAGUCUCGCUCUCUCGACGCCUCCGCCAGAGAAGAAUCCGUUGCAUGGAUUCUCAAGGUGCAGGCUUAUUACGCUUUUCAGCCGCUCACCGCUUAUCUUUCCGUUAACUAUAUGGAUCGGUUCUUGAAUUCUCGGCCGUUGCCGCAAACCAAUGGGUGGCCACUGCAGCUUCUAUCAGUCGCGUGUUUGUCGUUAGCGGCAAAGAUGGAGGAACCUCUAGUUCCGUCUCUUUUGGACCUUCAGGUAGAGGGUGCCAAAUACUUAUUUGAGCCCAGAACAAUUAGAAGGAUGGAGCUACUUGUCCUUGGUGUCUUGGAUUGGAGGCUAAGAUCGGUUACCCCAUUUAGCUUCCUCGGUUUCUUUGCGUGCAAGUUAGAUUCAACUGGAACUUUUACUGGGUUCCUCAUUUCACGGGCUACACAAAUUAUCUUAUCCAAUAUCCAAGAGGCAAGCUUUCUUGCCUAUUGGCCAUCAUGCAUUGCUGCCGCGGCCAUUCUCCAUGCAGCUAACGAAAUUCCUAAUUGGUCUCUCGUUAGGCCAGAGCAUGCUGAGUCGUGGUGCGAGGGGCUAAGAAAGGAGAAAAUUAUAGGGUGCUACCAAUUAUUGCAAGAACUUGUGAUUGACAAUAACCAGAGGAAACCCCCUAAGGUGCUACCACAGCUGCGUGUGACAUCUCGGCCCCCUAUGAGGUCUAGUGUCUCGUCAUUCUCAGCAUCCUCAUCCUCUUCUCCUUCAUCCUCAUUGUCUUGUAAAAGGAGGAAAUUAAAUAACUGUUUGUGGGUAGAUGAUGACAAGGGAAACUCCCGGUGAAGAGAAAAUAACAGUAAUAAAGAAGGAAAAAAGAAUGGAAUAAGGUGGUGGUCCAAGUUGUCCAGAAACCUCAACAAUUUUUUAGAGGGUCUUUUUCGAGUUUAAAAUUGACUAGAGUCAUGGUGUACAUUAUAAUAUGUAGAAUAUCUUAUGAGAGUUGUGAGCCUUUAUUGUUGUUAUUAUUGUUUUGUUGGUGGGUAGUAUUGCCAUUCAUCAAUGGCUUUGCAGAUUCCCUAGGGAAGGGGAUUUUGCAACAUAAAUAUAUUUAAAAAGUGUGUGAGAGAGAGGGGAAAUAUACAAAGAUGCAUUUAAUGGUCUGGUCGUGCAAGUGUGGAAGAAAGAAGUGGAGAGUUUGGAAUUCAACGAUGCGCUGGUUAUUGGUGAAAGGGUAGAGGACGGUGGGACACUGCUUCAGAGCUUGGAAGAAGAAAAAAAGCAGAGUCGCAGAUAUUGAAAGUUUGAAGUUUGAGCUGUUUCUUAUAAUGGGUUCUCUAAGUCAAGCUUCUCAUCUUGGCCAGCACCUUCGCUUCUUCUGUUUACACGUUACUUUUUCAUUGUUAGAUGGGAUACCACUAGAGUACAAAAAAGAAAUAGCAAUAAGUUGAAGAUUGCUACAUUUUGUGGGGCUUUUUUUUUCUUAUGAUACGCGUGAGACGGCCUCUGGAGCGUGUCUCGCACGUGCGGAUGUGUGAUUUUUUUUUUUCUUUUCCUGUUUUAGUUAUGGCGGGAAUUGCUUUUUAUUUCUUUUUCUUUUCGGCCUUUGCUUUGGCCUAACUAUACAGGAUCCGUUGGCUGUUGUCCUCGCGUGAUGGAAACACGUGUCUAUAUUUUUAAAUUUUUCUAGAUUUUUUCAUUUGUUUUCGAGAGGGGAGAACCCUCUUUUCUUUAUAGAGCCUAAUUGGCUUUGGGAGAAAUGGGAGGAAAGGUCUUUGGGGCCUUUUCCAGCGUGCUUUGUAUUGAAUUCAUUAAUAAUGACACUAUUAAUUUAUAAUUUCUUUUAUUACCAUA
Cajanus cajan (pigeon pea) is the source of this 2126-nucleotide messenger RNA. RefSeq names its product CYCLIN D1;1 (gene CYCD1;1). Lineage: Eukaryota; Viridiplantae; Streptophyta; Magnoliopsida; Fabales; Fabaceae. The record is from RefSeq and is a predicted model, not a curated record.